UGUAUAGACCCGGACGAAUCUACCGUUUCCUACGACACCGAAUGGCUCCAGCGAACUUCCCGCUUCACCGGUUCCGUUAGCAAGAGAGCAAGCAUGACGCCCGUAACGUCUUGCGCACGCCUUCAGCUCAGCUUGCCAUGAUCGGUGCCAGAAAGACCAGGAGAAAUGACUCCAGAGUCAUCGUGCACUUCGAUUACGACUGUUUUUACGCGUCCGUCUUUGAGAAUGAGAACCCCGCGCUGAAAUCCCUGCCUUUGGCUGUGCAACAGAAACAAAUUGUCGUCACCUGCAAUUACGAAGCUCGACGUAGGGGUUUACACAAACUCGCGCUGAUCAGCGAGGCCAAGAAAAUAGUCCCCGAUCUUGUCAUCGUAUUGGGAGAGGAGCUUGGGCGAUUUCGAGAUGCUUCAAAGGAUCUAUACAGGUACCUUGAAGGUUUCACGUGGAGUGGAAAGGUGGAACGGCUUGGCUUUGACGAAGUGUUCAUGGACAUAACGGACAUUGUCGACUACAACCAGAAUCUGCUCAACCCAAACGAUUUGGCACAUUCGUUCUUUUCCCUCGAGCGCAAUGAUCCUACCGUCGGCUUUACGUUUGAUGCGACCAUAUUCGCCGGUCAUACCUACCCCCCUCAGCAAAUGCCUUCUGCUAUUUCGAACUCUCAAGGCAAUGACUGGCUUACUACGCGCUUAAUCCUCGGGUCCCAUUUUGCUCAGCACCUCAGACUUGGCUUAGAUGAGGAGAAAGGAUACACUUCGUCUGUUGGGAUAUCCACGAAUAAGCUCUUGAGUAAACUCGUUGGGAAUCUUAACAAACCCAAAGCACAGACCACACUCCUUCCGCCGUACGAUAUGCUCGAAGAUGGCAUUAGCUAUAACGCGGAAAAUACUCAGGAGAGCAAUGUGACGAUGUUCAUCGAUGGCCAUGACAUUGGAAAAAUCCCCGGGAUUGGGUUCAAGAUGGCGCAGCGAAUCCGCAACCACGUUCUCUCGAGGCCCCCAGAAUCUGGCACAGGCUCGGGCUGGGGCGGUACGAAGGAGUCGGUAACUGUGCGCGAUGUUCGCCUCUUCCCCGGUAUGGGUCCUGAAAUGCUCGAGAGAAUUCUCGGGGGGCCCGGUGUCGAGCGAGGCAUUGGUAGCAAGGCCUGGGGUUUAAUCAAUGGCAUUGACGAUACUGAAAUCCAGAAAGCAAAGAAGGUCCCGUCCCAAAUCAGUAUCGAGGACACUUAUGGGCGUCUGGAUACUAUGCCACAGGUCUUAAAAGAGCUCCGAAGGCUUGCCACCAGUCUCAUCAAGAGGAUGCACACAGAUCUGUUAGAAGAUGAUGACGACCCCGAGUCGGGAUCGGGGUCCAAAAAGAGGUGGAGCGCAAACCCCAAAACGGUACGUCUCUCUACCCGACCUCGACCCCCUCCAAACGCAGACGGGACAAGAACGAGGAGCUUCAACAGGAUAUCAAGAUCCGGCCCACUGCCGUCCUUCGUUUUCAACUUGAACAACGGGAUUGAUUCCAUCGUUGAGAGACUGGUCCAAGAAUGUCUGGUUCCAAUGUUCAAGAGACUACAUCCCCCGCACGCAGUUUGGAAUCUCAGCCUGAUAAACAUCGGCGUGACCAACAUGGUGGAAACGGCGCGCGAAGACGGCGGCGGUGCUGGAGGCCGCGACAUCAGCAAGAUGUUCAAGCGGCAAGAAUCCACGCUGAGAGAAUGGCGAGUCGCAGAUCGAGACGUGCCUCCUGACCCCGUCCAUGGCAAUGAUAAUAAUCAUCAUCAUAAUCAUCAACAAGCAGAGCCAAGUGCUGGCGAUGGAGCACCGAAUGAUGAUAAUGAUCAUGAUGAUAAUGAUGAUAUAUUGGCAAGCUCCGAGGACGCCAUCUACGAGACGCAGCAGAACUCGAUAGACGAUGCGUGGCAAGAAGAAGAAGACGAUGAUGAUGAGCGGCCAAGUUGUGAGAUAUGUAGACGCUGCGGAGCCAUGAUGCCGGCUUUCGCUAUACCUGCCCAUGAGCGCUUUCAUAGUCUUGAACAAGAAGAAGAAUAACAAUAAUAAUAAUAAACCAUAAUACUCAUCUUUAAUAAAAAAGGGAUCCCCGCAUUGCUGAAUAGAAU
Messenger RNA from Amorphotheca resinae ATCC 22711, 2107 nucleotides. RefSeq lists its product as hypothetical. Gene Ontology annotation, biological process: translesion synthesis. Gene Ontology annotation, molecular function: damaged DNA binding; DNA-directed DNA polymerase activity. Lineage: Eukaryota; Fungi; Ascomycota; Leotiomycetes; Helotiales; Amorphothecaceae. The record is from RefSeq and is a predicted model, not a curated record. The transcript has 4 exons. The coding region runs from base 138 to 2039 and encodes 633 amino acids.